AUGCCCAAUACUAAAUUGUUGCCGCAUAGACAAAACCACGUAUUUAAGAUUUACAAUGAAAUAGAAAAAUAUGUUGCCUCCAGCGCACCUGAUAGAAAAGCUCAAAAGAACUAUUUCCUCGAUCUAGUAACAGAAAGCAGUGAACUUAAUGAAUGCGAAAAGAAUUAUUGCAAAGAAAUGUUCAUACGUAAUUUCGAAUUGCAUAAUGUAAUUCAUAAAUUUGGUGAGCCUAUGGAAUGUAAAAAUUGUAAAUCCGUAAGAUAUUCUGUCAGAUAUUGUGAAGUUUGCAUUAAGCAACAAUUACAGAGAUCUUUUGGAACAUGGACAUCUGAAAAUGCAAUUGUUGAUGAGUUCAUUCAAAAAUGUCAGUUAAUCUCGUCAGUUCCGCCAUAUAUUAUAGAGUGGAUCCCUUUUAAGCAAUUUAAAGAUGUCGAAUAUUUAACGAAGGGUGGCUUUAGCACUGUUUAUACUGCAACAUGGACAAGAGGAAGCAUUUAUGAUUGGGAUGAAAACAAAAAAAUGUUCAUUUACUUUGAAUAUUUUGGGCCUCAAAAAGUAGUAUUAAAAUCCUUAAAUAAUUCAAUUAAUCCCGGAAAAGAUUUUUUUGAUGAGGCAAUCAAUUAUUUUAAGAUUCAAUCCAAUUCUAUUGUUUAUUGUCAUGGAAUAACUAGAUUUCCUGAGAAUGGAAAUUACAUGAUAGUUAUGAACAGACAUCCAGAAGGAAAUUUAAGAAAUUAUUUAAAAAUAUGCAAUGGAUUGAGACCACUACUUUUACAAAAUAUCCCUACAAGCUUCGCAAGAAUAAUGCAAGAAUGCUGGAAUACUGAUCCGCGUAAAAGGCCAACAAUUGAAGAACUUUUCAAAUUCGCUAAUAAUGAACUUGUAAACGUUUAUAAAGACGGCAAAUUUGAUAAUACCAUUUCACUAAAUUCUGCUCUAGAUAAAAUAAAUAAAUCACAUCCAUUUUCAUAUUCAUCAAGUAGAAUAUUAACCGGUGUUAUUCCUGAAUCAAUUGGAAAUUCAAACUAUGUGACUUCACAAUAUGAUCUUACAUUACCUGAUAAAAUAUCUUAG
This is a messenger RNA of Cetraspora pellucida, 1074 nucleotides long. NCBI's taxonomy places the organism in Eukaryota, Fungi, Glomeromycota, Glomeromycetes, Diversisporales, Gigasporaceae. The record is from the annotation of a GenBank genome assembly.